GGAAAACAGUGUCCUCUGAUACAAAAAAAGGUCUGUAUAUAAAUACAACUUGGUCAAAAUGGAAGAAGGAAAUCCGUUAGCAAAGCUAGCUAACCGUUAGCACCGAGGGCUACUGUCAGUUGGUGCCCAUUGUUUGAGUAGGCCAGGAUGGGGGUGGGGAGGCUUGUCUGUUUUUUCUCUCUUUAGCUGUGCCUUUUCACUUUUUCCUUCAUGUUCAUUUAACAAAAAUGAAAUGAACACGUUUUCUCAAAGCAGAAUAUUCACACCAUGCUCAUUGUAAUCGAAUGAUUGAUUAAUUAGCUUUAGCUAACAGGCAUCUUGACAGGUUAGAUGUAUGUGUAUCCAGUUCAACACUGGGCUCCUUGGCAAAGCUGCUAGCUUAUGAAAAUAAUAGUACGAUCACUAGGGUGUCUGAAGCAGGCAUUAACAAAUAAAACACUAUACUGACUGCUGGUUUAUGUGACCACUCUGGCCAUCAUUGAUCACAAGCUGUCAGUUGCACAGGUGGAGUCCUUUUGCGCAACGCUGUAAAAGCCCAUCAGAUAGGGAUGGGGGAAGGGUAAAGCACUGUGUCUCUUUCUCCAUUUCACACAAGAACAAAUGCAUCAGACUUAUAAUUACCCAAAGAUUAGAUUGUCUAGUUUGUCUAUUAUAUGUUGGAAAUGGAAAUACAGACUGAGUUCUUCUUUAAAUCAGAGGAUCUAAACCUAUCCUGGUUCGGUAUCUAUGAUGUAGUGUUAAAUAAUCAAGACAAGACACCUCAUGUAGAAAUGACUUUUUUUUUUCAUAAAAAGAUCAGGAGACAAAUCAUCAGACAAAAAGCUUAUUUUUACUUUUUUAAUAAUUUUAUUUUAUUGUCUUAAACUUUGUAUUUGUAUUUGUGUCUGUAUGUGUACAUAUGUGUACAUACAUCGAUCUACUUGUAAUGUUUGGAACAGUCCGUGAGACAAGUUGUCACCUGAGACGUGUUCCUGUUUGUUACUCGUGAGUCAGAUUUCUUUUUCACUCAAAGUUAAUAAGACCAAAAAAAAGGUUGUCAUGUCACUGGGAAACCACAAAGCGCAAACUAUUUCAUCCUGAAGACUGUUGGACAACUUGACUCUGACGCUGACACUGACUGACACUGGAGUCUCCUUCCUUAAAGGUUAAAGGUCGAGCAAAACCAUGAACCUCUGCUCCAAGUGUUUUGCAGACAUCCAGAAGAAGCAACCAGACGAGGACUGCUCUUCAGAGCCCGCCCCCAGCUCCAGCAAUAGCCAAUCAACCGUCUUCUGUAACGAGUCAAGCAGCAGCAGUAGCCAAACCCUGUCCUCCGGCUCCGAGGGGCCGUCCACAGACACCACGCCUCUCUCCAAACAAGAAGAAGUCUCGAGUACAGACACAGCCCGAGGCACGCUAUCUACUCCCACGAAACGGCCCUGUGAUGCAGCUUCAGGUUCAGAGAGCGAGGCCUCCCCAGAGAAGCGGGUGCGCAUUGGCGAGUCCUCUGAAGAUUCUCAGAGAGGCCCUAAGCAAAAGAACCGCAGGCGCUGUCAUCGCUGCCAAACCAAACUCGAGCUCGUACAGCAGGAGCUGGGCUCAUGCCGCUGUGGAUACGUAUUCUGCAUGCUUCACCGGCUGCCCGAGCAGCACGACUGCCUGUUCGACCACCUGGGUCGCGGGAGAGAGGAAGCCGUGCUCAAGAUGGUCAAGCUGGACCGCAAGGUGGGCCGAUCCUGCCAGCGCAUCGGAGAGGAGUGUUCCUGAACACACAAACACGCGCGCACACAUGCAUACACAAACACACACACGAAUCUACACACACACACACCUGCAUACACAUACUUAUAAUGUAUAUUCCCCUUCCACUCAUAAGUCCCCUGAUUCAACUGAGGCCAGUGGUGCUUAAAUCCUCAGUGCUGAACAAUGUAACACACACCCAAUGUAACACUUAGCACUGUUCCCCUCACACACAGAACCUCCUGGCCGUGACACACCUCACAACUGUCUUAAUCUACUUCCCGUGGGACACUUUCUCACAAAGGAAAGAGAGGAGACGCUGUAUGUAAUCUGCGGUUUGGCAUGAUUCGAUUCCCCAGUCCAUCAUGAUUAAAAUGUCAAGUAAUAGUAAUAAUAGUGACCCAAUCUCAAAUUAGCUGUUUAAGUAUAGGUCAAUAGUCAUUCCCAAAUUCCCCAAACCUCCCAUCAGGCCUCAAACGUUGAGGAAAGCAUGAUCUAUGAUCAGGGAACGACCUUUGACCUCACGAGAGGAACGGGGUUCCAGCACCUAACCUCGACCACCUUUCAUCCACGACCUCCUCCGGUCUCCCACCUCGUUUCUGAAUCAGAAAUGGAGUUCGAUAUGGAUCACGCGCCCUCACGUCCUUCACGUUGGCCUUCCAGAUGCCCCACUGCUGUCACUUUCAAGGCAGCGCCACACCUCUAGUUCUCACUACACGUGCACACACAUACAGACACACACAUACACACACGUACAUACACAUAGGCUGUUUUGAUAUUUGUUCAUAUACACACAAGCCACAUGUGGUCUGUGUGUGCCCAGCACAUGGACAGAAGCUAAAUCGGUACCCUUCGGACCGGGUUCAUUUGGGAUCGUGCGCCCCAGGGCUUUAUGGGAACUGUAGUUCAGGUCUACAUACACCUCUGUAUACUUACAGCUCCACUCAGACCCCUUAAUAAUGUAUUUAGUUACGCUCUGCCUCCAGAAAGUUACAGUUCUCAAAAGGAAUCUUUACUCCUUUCAGUUUGUUCUUUCUCUUUUCCCUCUGAUUCUGGCUCUCCUUUUCAUUCAUCCUUGUCUCACUCCCCCCCCCAAGCACACAGUUUUCCAGUUUGUCACUUAUUAUAAUUAUUAUUAUGAUUUUAUUAUUUUUUUUCUUCCCCAAGUGGCUUUAGGAGGGACUGUGGUUUGAAGGUUGGAGGCAGAGUGCUGAAUAUACCGAAUAUAUUUUUUUUUAAAGCUGUUUUUUUUUUUUUUUUUUUUUUCUGUUUGAAAGGACAGAGCCGAAGACAAUACGUGAAUAUCCUGUAUCUUAAAGAAAUCUUUAUUUAACCAUCUUUGUGUUUCUGAUUAACUCGCACUAGCAUAGAGCUGCGUUUCUUUUCCCUCUUUAGGUUAACAUUGUUAAAGAGAUAAAAAAUCAGUAUGGAUAAGAUAAUUCUGUAGCCUUUCUUUGGGUUUAUGUUUUUUUUCUUCUUUUUUCUCCUUUCCUUCUUUUUGCUGAAAAAAAGAAUAAACUGGAUUAGUGAA
Molecule: messenger RNA, 3250 nt
Organism: Clarias gariepinus (North African catfish)
Lineage: Eukaryota; Metazoa; Chordata; Actinopteri; Siluriformes; Clariidae
Gene: zfand3
Product: zinc finger, AN1-type domain 3
Exons: 6
Coding region: 1165-1746 (193 amino acids)
Molecular function (GO): DNA binding; zinc ion binding
Source: RefSeq, a predicted model, not a curated record